This is a messenger RNA of Neoarius graeffei (lesser salmon catfish), 1159 nucleotides long. RefSeq names its product spindle and kinetochore associated complex subunit 1 (gene ska1). Gene Ontology annotation, biological process: regulation of microtubule polymerization or depolymerization; chromosome segregation; mitotic cell cycle. Gene Ontology annotation, molecular function: microtubule binding. The transcript is spliced from 7 exons. The record is from RefSeq and is a predicted model, not a curated record. Lineage: Eukaryota; Metazoa; Chordata; Actinopteri; Siluriformes; Ariidae. Bases 133 to 906 code for a protein of 257 amino acids. Gene Ontology annotation, cellular component: outer kinetochore; mitotic spindle; spindle microtubule.
CCAGGCCAUUGUGACUGGUUUGAACUUUGGCGCGAGCUGAGUAAACAGAUACAAGGAUUAUAUCAUAAUAAUAAAAAGAUUUAUUAUAACUAACAGGUUUUGUGUCCAGGAGCAGUCAUAAUAAGAGCACAAAUGAGUCACUGUGAGCUGGAAGAGGUCACGAAACACAUCAAUGACAAGAUUUCAUUUAUCAAGAGACUCUUAGAGCUGCGAGCAGUAGCAAAAGAUCCAGAUAAGCGGGCGUAUCUGCUCAAAAUCGAGCAGGAUGUCAAUGCAAUAAACGGGUUCCUGGACCGCUUUGAGAAAUAUGUCACUCAGCAGAGGGACCUGCUAAAGCAUCUACAGGACCUGGACAUGUUCUUCCAGGAGGAUGAGCAGAACGCACAGCACCUGUUAGAGAACAUCCCACCACACAUGCCUCGUAAAGGAUGGCAGCCGACAGCUCCAGGAGCACAGACGGCGGCUCCCAGCAUGCAGGCAAACGGGAAUUCGGCCCCCCAGGAACAGGAACAGCCCAGGAAGCCCCAACGGAGAGAGAUUAAAGAGAUGGAGUUCAUCACAGUGCAGGAGUUCGACAGCAUCCCGCAGUACAUGAAGGGACGAGUGACGUAUGAGCAGCUGAACUCUGCUGUAAAAAGCAUCAACACAGCCGUCAUUGCAAAAUAUAAAAUCCUUCAUCAGCCCGUCAAGAACCUGAAUAACACAGCCCGGAAGCUUCAUCAGUGCUUUAAAGACCAGGAGACCAAGGACACUAAAGGUCAGUUCUUCGUUGUGGAGGAGGACCUGCGUGAACUGGCUCAGCUGAAGGUGGAUAAGCGUUUUGUGGGUAUGUUGAACAUGCUGAGACACUGCCAGAGACUAAAGGAGCUGCGUGGAGGUGGUCUGACACGCUACAUGCUGCUGUGAUCCUCUAAAAGGGUGUCGGGACACCAGUGAAUGUCCAUGUGCAGAAAGAACUGCUGCUCAAACACAUGCUGGUGUUCUUGAGUUCUCCUAAAGCUCAUCAGCUGUACCUCCUGAGCAUCUCAUGAGAUGCACUUCUUCUUCUGAACGUCCUUCCAAAGUCGUUCAUAUCCCAACUGCUGUCAGAGUGCAUCAUUUUUUCAUGUUUUGUCACAUUUUAAUGUUGUCAUUUUGUAAAUAAAUUUAUAAACACAAA